GAGAUGGGAUUGUGUCCCGUCAUUUUGCACCUUGAAUGCGAACGGCACAUUUUGAUGUGUCGUUGGUUGACUGAAAAACUUGAGCUUUUCCAAUAUGAUUUCAAACCAUUUUGUUUAAUAUUUUUUUUUAUCAUAUUUUUGUGUACAGAGUGAAAAUAUAUCUUGUAACGUUUUUGGUUGUUUUCAUUAUUUAAGUGACGAUUUAAUGUAUUCAACUGUGUUUUUAUAUGAGAUUAAAACUUGUGUUUUUCUAUUUUGUUAAAUUUGUUUUUCUAGAUCUUUAAAAUAGAUUCUUCUACAUCAUCAGGCAUGAGUACAAAAGGUCCAUCUGUGAGUUCAUUAUCCCGUUUUCUUUUGAGUGCGGUUUUUCUAACGAUAAUAAUAGGAUUAGUGUUAAUGGCGCUUGCUUGUUAAUGGUGCUAAACGAUUCUACACUUACACUCAGGCUUACUUGAUGGAUAUUGUCCUGGUGGCUCUCUCACCAGUGUCAUUGUUGUGACAAUUGUUGAGACCACCAAAGGCUGACUGACACUAGACUGAAUAAACGUUGGUAAAAGUUUUCAAGCUUUUGUCUUUUAUUUGAAAAGCUGUUGCUGAAAAUAAAGUUUGUGUGGCUGAAGUAGAGGGGGCAUGUGUUUAAUAAUGCAUAGCUGCUUGGGUUGUGUACUCACCACUAAGUGAAUAAUGGAUGAUUCCCAUCACUGAUAACCUCACCGGACAGCCACACACUUAUCUUUCUCUCACCCCAAGUGAGUGACCCUGGGCGUUUGUGUGUUUGUGUGUGUCUUUGUGAGGUAUAGAAUAACUUCUUCUGAUAGCCUGUUCGACAAACUCCAUCCCUUUCCUCGUCUCUUGCUUUCCUCCCCUUUCCCUCUUCCCUUUGUUCAAAGGUCCAUUUGUUUAUACAAUAGCUUAAUUUUUCGUUGUUGUAUAAAGGGAGAUAUAUUUUGUCUCCCACACAUUUGUCAUGGAAAUUUACAACAGAACGUAACUAAAACAACCUACAACAAAACUUAACAUACCUUUUUAUUUUACCUUUAUUAUUACUGUAAUUUGCAUGUCAUCUCUACGGUUUGCACAUGAUUUUUAAAGAAUACAACCUUUGUUGUCACUCAAAAUGUAUACUGAUGGGUAUCCAACGGCCAUGACCAGAUGGCUUAUAUCUGAGAUCAUGACGAUACGUCUGUAAGUUGAUAUUUGAUUAAGUGAUUUAAUAUCGUAAUAGUACGUGGUCCACAAUCAUUCCCUAUCUAAUGCAAUAAAUAAAAAUGUAUGCCUACUCAGCAUUCAUAUCUCUAGUCAUUGAUUUUCACACACCCACUGAACACCCGUCAAUGGUGUGGUUAUUGAUAUGCAUAGAACUUCAGAUCAGUGGUUAAGGUGGCCUAUCCCUUGACAGGACUGUUAUUACUCAUCAGCCACAGUUCCGCAGAUCGCAUUUCAAGUGUUAGGAUUCUCCCGAGUCACCCUCAAGGCGUUUAUGUCACCGAAGCGCGUGGGCCCACGUCUGUCUGCUGCCAGUACAGACACUGCCCCCCCUGCAGCGCAACAAGAAGUGCCGACACAGUAGUUCUGGAGUGCUGGAGUGUGAGAGGGAGAGGAUUCUGAAGAGGAGAAGCUGACUGCCAAAAGAUGUCCCACCAAACUGGAAUUAACGCAACAUCUGAGCUCAAAGAGUUUCUGGCCAGGGCAAGGGGAGGCCCCAUCAGAAUAAUGAAGAUCAUCAUCAGAAAUGAGGAAUUGGUGCUUGGUUCCUACAGAGAGCCGACACAGAGCUGGGACAAGGACUACGACAGCAUGCUGCUCCCCCUGCUAGGGGCUGGGGACCCUUGCUUCAUCCUCUACCGCCUCGAUACCCAGAAUGCACAUGGAUAUGAAUGGGUUUUCAUGGCUUGGUCACCGGACUCAUCACCAGUGAGGCAGAAGAUGGUUUACGCAGCUACCAGAGCCACACUGAAGAAAGAGUUUGGAGGAGGUCACAUCAAAGAUGAAAUGUUUGGUACAAUCGAGGACGACCUGUGCUUCCAGGGGUACCUGCGGCACAUGGCCUCCUGUUCUUCACCUGCACCCCUCACACUAGCCGAGCAGGAGUUGCAGAGACUUAAAGCCACAGAGGACAAAGUUGUCUGGGAUGAACGCCGGCGAAUCACUCCGACUGGUCGGGCUAAGGUGACCAUGGAAUUUGGCCUAGACAAAAGGCCACAGACUCUUCAAGGUCUGGCGUUCCCCCUACAAGAAGAGGCCAAAGGUGCUCUGAGGCAGCUCAAGCAGAAGCGCAUCAACUACAUCCAACUGAGGUUGGAUGUAGAGAGGGAGACGAUUGAGCUGGUACACACCAACCCCACAGAGACCAGAGAGCUUCCCUACAGGAUUCCCACUGACUCCCCCAGAUACCAUUUCUUCGUCUUCAAACACUCCCACCAAGACCAGCUCCAGGAGGCCUUGGUGUUUAUCUACUCAAUGCCUGGGUACAGCUGCAGUAUCAAGGAACGGAUGUUGUAUUCCAGCUGUAAGAACAGACUACUCGAUGAGGUGGAGCGAGACUACCAGCUGGAGGUCACCAAAAAGAUGGAGAUCGACAGUGGGGACGGACUGACAGAAGACUUCCUGUAUGAGGAGGUGCACCCCAUGGAGCACACCCUGAAGCAGGCCUUCUCCAAACCCCGAGGACCGGGGGGGAAGCGGGGCAACAAGAGGCUCAUCAAGGGGGCAGAAGAGAACGGGGAGGACAGCUAGACAUGCACACAAGGAUACACACGAGCCGGCGGACCAGCGUAUCAAGAACUGCUUUUUCUUCCUUCCUCCUUCUUACUGUCUACUUUAUGUCAUCUCAUAGACCAGAAGAGAAUAGUUUUAAGCUCUCUGUAUACGCAUUCUAUCUCUGUAACGUGGAUAUGGAGACGUUAUAGUAAUGAACAACACUAAUUUGCGAUGCCAUCUAUAGUUGCACUCAGGAUCCUCCGAGAAUGAUAGGUUUACAUCGGAGAUGCUUUGGAACCGUUCAUUGUCAUAUUGCAAGUAUAACUCACGAUAUUUAUAUAAAGUUAAGGAUUGAGGCCAACUAGUGCUAACAAUUGACAACUUGGAAGAGACCGACAAAUAGUCCUAACUCAAAAUUUUCUGAAGACUUGAUUCUAUUAAUAGUCUUGUUAUAUUUUUACCAUUCAUGGAAAGAAAUAAUUAUAUUGCAUGUGUUCUUAGAAAUAGUAACAAGGAAGUUUCUAUUAACUGUAAACAUUACAGUUUACUAUUUUUUCAAGCCAAGGAUACUCUAUAUGAAGUCAGGCAGGUUAAUAAUGGAACUUCACAAGAUACUCAAGAAAUGCCUGUUUGUAUUUUGCUAUGUAGACAGUGACUGUGAUAUCUUAUAUUUCAUACUUAGAAGCCAACUCUAACCUGGUGGUCUCUGUAUCACAUGUGAAUUGUUUUGGAUCUCUCACCCAAACCAGGCCUGAAUAAACUCAGCUGAGUGCUGCUGUUUUACACAA
Messenger RNA from Gadus macrocephalus (Pacific cod), 3488 nucleotides. Its product is annotated as WD repeat-containing protein 82-like. The coding region runs from base 1633 to 2736 and encodes 367 amino acids. Gene Ontology annotation, molecular function: actin monomer binding; chromatin binding; actin filament binding. Gene Ontology annotation, cellular component: actin filament; myofibril; Set1C/COMPASS complex. Lineage: Eukaryota; Metazoa; Chordata; Actinopteri; Gadiformes; Gadidae. Gene Ontology annotation, biological process: positive regulation of neuron projection development; barbed-end actin filament capping; actin filament depolymerization. The transcript is spliced from 11 exons. The record is from RefSeq and is a predicted model, not a curated record.